Cokeromyces recurvatus is the source of this 809-nucleotide messenger RNA. RefSeq lists its product as uncharacterized. The transcript has a single exon. Lineage: Eukaryota; Fungi; Mucoromycota; Mucoromycetes; Mucorales; Mucoraceae. The coding region runs from base 190 to 354 and encodes 54 amino acids. The record is from RefSeq and is a predicted model, not a curated record.
AAAUAUUCUAACAAACAUGCAAAACUUUAGCGAAUUUAUUACUAAUAGAGAAAUUAUUUCAGAUAAUGAUAUGGGUACUUCAUCUGAUGAUUAUAUGGAAGUAGAUGAGGAAGAGGAAAUUGAAAUUGACCAUUUUAAUUUGAGAAAAUAAAACAAAUUGGCAAUUCAUUAUCUUGUAUACAUGAAUUUAUGGAUGUUGAUGCACCAGAAGAAAUCAAAGAUGAAGAUUCAUUUGGCGAUGCAUUUCUUUUUGCAGAGUCAAUGCCAUUAAAGAAAAAGCACAAGACUCCUGUAGCUAAAACUCGAGGUUCUUACAGGAAAUAUACUGUUGAACAAAUCGAAAAAACUCUUUGAUUUAAUCAUUGAAGAAGGCUUUACUACCAAAGAUGCAGCUUUAGUCACUGGGAUUAAUAUUCGUACUGCUCAAAAUUAUGUAAAAACGUAUAAUAAUGAUCCGCAGAAACGACUUCCAGGAUCUUAUAACAAACCUCGUGGAAGACCUUGUUCAAAGUUAACUGAGGAACAUUCUAAAUUUCUUGUUGACUAUGUCAAAAAGAAUACUACUGCUGUAUUAGAUGAGUUAAAGUUAAAACUUUGUGAGAAAUUUGAGGGUUUGAAAAUCUCUAUUUCUGCCAUUCACAAACAUUUAGUACAUAAACAUAACAUUACUUUAAAGAAACUGGAAAAGAUACCAGCAGCGAGAAAUUCUGACAGAGUAAUAGCAUUGUGAAAAGCGAUUGUUGAGCAGUAUAAGAGUGAUACAGCCAUGGAUUUUUCCAAUAAUUGUGUUUUCAUUGAUGAAGCAGGUU